Messenger RNA from Mobula hypostoma (lesser devil ray), 6871 nucleotides. It is a transcript of the gene hdlbpa, whose product is annotated as high density lipoprotein binding protein a. The record is from RefSeq and is a predicted model, not a curated record. Bases 195 to 3980 code for a protein of 1261 amino acids. Gene Ontology annotation, molecular function: mRNA binding. Gene Ontology annotation, cellular component: nucleus; cytoplasm. The transcript has 28 exons. NCBI's taxonomy places the organism in Eukaryota, Metazoa, Chordata, Chondrichthyes, Myliobatiformes, Myliobatidae.
AAGCGGCCGCCCUGCGGUUCCCCUCACUCUGGAGUUCAGGAGCUUCUCUAUCCGAGAGAGCUGUGAAGACAUCACGACCUGAUUAAAAAGCUGGCAGGCUGACGUGGGCAGGCAUCCACCUACAGGACGGACUUUCUGGCAACUGACCAUUUAGCUGUGGCAUACCCGGACCUCGUGUACGUGGGAUUUCGACAAUGAGCUCUGUGGCUGUAUUGACACCUGAAAGCUUUGCUGAGCACAGAAGUGGCCUUGAUGAGCAACAGGUCCAAGCAAAUGUUGGCUCUGAGGAUGAGACUGAUUUGGUACCAACUUACAAGGAAGCAUUUCCUCCUCUCCCUGAGAAAGCAACUUCUGUAGAGACUACAACAGAACCAUCUGGAGCAUGGACCAAAAUCCGACCACUCAAAUCUUCUCUUAUCACCCAGGUUUUUCAUGUGCCAUUGGAAGAACGCAAGUACAAAGAAAUGAACCAAUUUGGAGAAGGAGACCAGGCUAAAAUCUGUCUGGAUAUCAUGCAGAAGACCGGUGCGCACAUUGAACUCUCAUUGGCCAAGGACCAAGGUCUUUCCAUCAUGGUUUCUGGAAAGCUUGAAGCUGUCAUGAAAGCAAGGAAGGAGAUUGUUGCUAAACUGCAGACUCAGGCCUCAGCAACAGUAACCAUCCCCAAAGAACAUCAUCGUUUUGUGAUUGGAAAAAGUGGUGAGAAACUGCAGGAGUUGGAACUAAAAACAGCAACUAAGAUCCAGAUUCCUCGUCCCGAUGAUCCCAGCAACCAGAUUAAAAUAACUGGCACAAAAGAAGGCAUUGAGAAGGCACGCCAUGAAAUCUUGCUGAUUUCUGCUGAACAGGAUAAGCGUGCAGUCGAAAGGAUCAACAUUGAGAAAGUAUAUCACACGUUUAUUGCUGGACCCUAUAAUAAGACCGCUGGAGAGCUGAUGCAGGAGACUGGGACUCGAAUCAAUAUCCCACCACCAAGUGUUAUGAAAAAUGAGAUUGUCAUCACUGGAGAGAAAGAACAGGUUGCACAAGCUGUUAACCGCAUCAAGAGGAUCUAUGAGGACAAGAAAAGCAAAACCACAACAAUUGCAGUGGAGGUGAAAAAAUCACAACACAAGUAUGUUAUUGGACCCAAAGGCAACUCAUUGCAGGAGAUCUUGGAACGGACUGGAGUAUCGGUCGAAAUCCCACCCUCGGAUAGCAACUCUGAAACUGUCAUCCUUCGUGGUGAACCUGAUAAACUUGGACAGGCUCUAACCGAAGUCUAUGCUAAAGCAAAUAGUUUUACAGUAGCAAGUGUUUCUGCCCCAUCUUGGCUACAUCGCUUCAUAAUUGGAAAGAAAGGUCAGAAUCUGAGCCGCAUCACACAGCAAAUGCCAAAGGUAUAUAUUGAAUUCACUGAUGGUGAGGAUAAGAUUUGUCUGGAAGGUCCAACCAAGGAGGUGCAACAAGUCCAACAGCAAAUUGAAAUUGUUGUGCAGGACCUGGUUAAUCGUAUGGACUACACUGAGUUGACAAUUGAUCCCAAAUUUCACCGUCAUCUAAUUGGAAAGAAUGGAGCAAACAUAAAUCGCAUCAAGGAUCAGUACAAGGUCUUGGUGCGAAUCCCUCCUGAUAAUGAGAAAAGCAAUUUGAUCCGAAUUGAAGGUGAUCCACAAGGAGUUCAAGAUGCUAAGAAGGAAUUGUUGGAGCUUGCAUCCAGAAUGGAAAAUGAGCGCACCAAGGAUUUGAUCAUCGAGCAUCGUUUCCACCGCACAAUCAUUGGCCAGAAGGGGGAGAAGGUCAAGGAGAUCCGUGACAAGUUCCCUGAGGUUAUAAUUAAUUUCCCAGAUCCAAAUCAAAAGAGUGAUAUAGUGCAACUGCGUGGUCCCAAAAAUGAAGUGGAGAAAUGUGCCAAGUUUCUGAACAAAAUUGUAGCUGAACUUGUGGAAAAUAGUUAUUCCGUCUCUGUGCCUAUCUUCAAGCAGUUCCACAAAAACAUCAUUGGGAAGGGAGGAGCAAAUAUCAAGAAGAUUCGUGAAGAAACUAAUACAAAGAUUGAUCUGCCAGCAGAGAACAGCAACUCUGAGAUGAUCGUUAUCACAGGAAAGAAAUCCAAUUGUGAAGCAGCUCGUUCCAGGAUUCUGGCUAUCCAGAAGGAACUGGCGAAUAUCACUGAAGUUGAAGUUUGCAUUCCGGCUAAACUCCACAAUUCCCUGAUUGGUGCAAAGGGCCGUUUUGUCCGCUCCAUUAUGGAGGAGUGUGGAGGUGUACACAUCCACUUUCCUACUGAAGGUUCAGGCAGUGACACGGUAACCAUCAGAGGUCCUACCGAGGAGGUUGACAAGGCCAGGAAGCAGCUCCUUCACCUGGCGGAGGAGAAGCAAAUCAAGAACUAUACCUGUGAGCUGCGAGCCAAGCCAGAGUACCACAAGUUUCUAAUUGGACGGGGCGGAGCCAACAUCCGUAAGGUGCGGGAUAACACAGGAGCUCGGAUUAUAUUCCCUAUGGUAGAUGACAAGGAACAAGAGCUAAUCACUAUUGUUGGGACUGAGGAGGCUGUCAAAGAUGCUCAAAAGGAACUGGAAGUUCUCAUUAAAAACCUGGAAGAAGUUGUAGAAGACGAAAUGAUUGUUGACCCCAAGCACCACCGGUAUUUUGUGAUUCGCCGAGGGCAGGUUUUGCGGGAUAUUGCAGAUGAAUAUGGUGGUGUGAUGGUCAGCUUCCCUCGUACUGGAACCCAGAGUGACAAAGUGACACUGAAGGGGGCCAAAGAUUGUGUCGAGGCCGCCAAGAAACGCAUGCAGGAGAUUAUUGAAGAUCUGGAAGCUCAGGUAACCAUUGAGUGCGUAAUUCCACAGAAGUUCCAUCGGGUGGUGAUGGGUGCCAAAGGCUUGAAGGUGCAACAGAUUACCAAGGAUCACAAUGUGCAGAUUAAAUUCCCUGAACGCGAGGAGACCCCGGUAGCUGAGCAGCAAGUUCAUGAGAAUGGAGAGACUGAUGGUGAAGUUAAAGAGCUUCCUCCAUCUGUGCCCCGGAAAAACGACAUCAUUCUCAUUUCUGGCCGGAAGGAACGGUGUGAGGCAGCCAGAGAUGCUUUGCUGGCACUGGUUCCUGUCACUAUAGAAGUAGAAGUGCCCUUUGAUUUGCAUCGUUACAUCAUUGGUCAGAAGGGAAGUGGUAUACGCAAGAUGAUGGAAGAGUAUGAGGUGAACAUUGCUGUCCCUCCUCCCGAGGACCAGUCUGAUAUAAUUAAAAUCACUGGUCUGGCCUCUCAUUUGGAACGAGCUCGAGAGGGGCUAAAUGAGCGGGUGAAGGAGCUGCAGAUGGAGCAGGAGGACCGGGCUCUGAGGAGUUUCAAGUUGACAAUCUCUGUGGAUCCACGCUAUCACCCAAAGAUUAUCGGAAGGAAGGGUGCGGUUAUUACCCAGAUUCGCGUUGAUCAUGAUGUGAAUGUGCAGUUCCCUGACAAGAAUGAUGAAAAUCAGGAUCAGAUAACAAUCACUGGCUACGAGAAAAACGCAGAAGCUGCAAAGGAAGCCAUCAUGAAAAUAGUUUGUGAGCUGGAGGAAAUGAUUUCUGAGGAUAUUACUCUCAAUCACAAAGUUCAUGCUCGUAUUAUUGGUGCUCGUGGGAAAGCCAUCCGCAAGAUCAUGGAGGACUAUAAGGUUGACAUCCGUUUCCCUCCGUCUGGGGCAGAGGACCUGGACCGUGUCACUGUGACUGGUCUUCCUGAGAACGUGGAUGAGGCUAUCGACCACCUCUUAAAUCUGGAGGAGGAAUAUAUGUCGGAUGUUGUCGAGAAUGAGGCGUUGCAGGCUUACAUGAAGCCAGCGUCUCGUGUGGAUGAACCAAAGACCUCCUCUAGGGGCUUUGUGGUCAGAGAUGCCCCAUGGACUAGCAGCACGGAAAAGGCUCCAGAUAUGAGUAGCUCUGAAGAUUUUCCGAGUUUUGGUGCUCCGGUUGCUCCAAAGACUUCACCAUGGGGACCGAAAAGAUUCUGAGUUGGGAGGAAGUUGUUUUUUCUCCCCCCUUCUUCCCAACUCCAUACGGCUGGGCUACCAAGAUGUGCUUCCUGGUUAAUUCCAAUUCAGCAGCCUAGCAAGUAAUUAAUAUAGCCAAAACUACUUCCUGUGUCACACGUUUUCCAAAAAAACACAGUAGCAUGAUUAUAGGUCAGACCUGUGAGCCUCAUUUAUAUUUGUGUAAUGGUGGCUCGUUGCCCCCCCCCCCCCCAACAGCAUUCCACAUUCCCUGACACGCACAACUGGAUUGAAACUGCCUGGUGCUGACUUUCGAUGUGGUCUUUCACACUCAGCAGCCCCAACUGCAUCUUGCUCCCCAGUUUAUUUGAGUUGAAUUGAGGUUUUGCAGGGAUUUGAAGCAAAGACUGGGUGGGUUGUAGUCUCCUUUGCCCUGGAGCCAGCAUCCUUUUCCCUGCCUUUGCAGUUUUCCUUAGAGUGCAGUCACUUUAAUUCUUCACUGCCUGUGGCUUUGGAGCCUCGAGUCUAUUGUUACACCUGUGCUUGGGAUGUGCCUGUAGUUCUAACAAUGUAAUACUCAGAAAUGAUGGUUAAAACCCAAAACCUAUAUUGGCCUUCUCUAUACCAAUCUAUCAGAUAUCCUGAAGCAACUUUUACAAGACUGCUUUUAAAGUUCAUGGUCUCUUUGUGGCUUCCUCUCAUCCUUGAGAGAAGGCUGUUAUCCACACUGUGAUAUUGCUUUGUCCAAAAAUUUGAUGGCUGAGUAAACUCAUGAGCACAGUGUAAAUGGAACUUGAGGGUUGGAAGCAGGUGAGUCCUGAAGGGGAAUUUUAAAAAUGAUCAGGAAAGAAAAAACCAAAUUAAAUCACUUCAACUAUCCCACUGCCAAAGACUCAGUUAACUCGCUGUUUGCAAAUGGUUCAAAGCUGGAAUCAUGACUGAACUAACAUGAAGGGUGAAUCCUCAGAUAUCUAUUCUGGAGGGUUGGGUUCUCUCCCCAAGUUUGCUCCUUGUAAUGUAGAUCUUCCUUGUAUAAAAAUAAUUAGGUUCUGUGAAGUAAACAUAACAAAUUAGAAUGAACAUGUUUUUGCCUCCCUUGCUUGGCUUAGUAUUUCUGUAUGGUUUUCAUGUAUAGAAAAGACACAAAAUUAUUAGACUUCUGUGUUUGUGUGUAAAUAUUAUACAUAUCUCGUAUGUUGACUUUGGGCCAGUCAGUGCAAUUGUUCCAAAGACCUUGGGGAAGGUAAAUGUGCAUUCUCACAGCAGAAUAGACAAGGUCUACCACUUGCAUUUGGAUGCAACAAUAUCACAAAAGAGAAUCGUGCAUCUAAAGUUGAAUUGGUUUCCUCAUGCAGGUGUGGGUAGCCCAAUUUGUUUAACAAAAAUGGGGAAUUUCCUCCCCCACUCCUUUCCACAACACUACAGAUUUAAAGCCAACACCAUCAAGUUGGUGAAUCACCUGUGCUGGAUUUUUGUUCAUUGUAACUUGUGCAGUUUGAUUAACACUGGCUAGUCUGCCAUGGAAAAGGGCUUACCAAGCUGAAUUACAGUUUGGUUGGGUAUGCAUUAGGGAGGGGAGAGAAAACCACAGGUUGUGCAAAGGAUAUUUCAUAGCUUGGGGGAUUUGUCCAUCAACAUUAAAGAUGGAUUUGUUGACUGGGGUCCUUGUUCCAUGAACAAGGGUGGGUAUAGUUUUCAUAUGAGGUCAGUUAAGAAACUGAACUUGCUGAUAUCUAAAAUGAGGUUUAAAGGAACUUAAAACACUAAGGUAUUGGAAAUUAGGUCAUCUGUAAUUUUUAAUAUAUUUCUCUCAAUUAUAACCGAUUCCCAGCUCCCAGCAUCUCGUUUCACUGUGAUGGAGGCUUUUGCAUCAGGACUUUCAGCAGGGAGAGUUGAACCGGUUUUGUUAUUAGACUGUUGUUUCCAGGCUACUUUUCAUCAUGUCACCCUCAAGGGAAAUCCUGCCGUGGAGUUGCUCUUGUUCUUAACUAUUUGGUUCUGAAUAUUGCUUCCAAAUCUGUAGAUUUUUGAAAAUGUCCUCUUUUGGAGUUUGCUAAUUUCCUAGUUGUUGAUUUAAUUGAAAGUUUUCUAGUUUGUAAAACAUUCCUGUCAUAAUGCUGGGAGAGGAAAGUUCAUCCUCUGUUUUGCUGUGGCCCAUUGUCUGGUUCUGCCUGGCGGCAAGGCAGUAAUUGGUAUCUGAGAAAGUAAUGUAUUAGUUUAGUGGCUCCUUUUGUGUAGAAACUUGCUGCUCCCCCCCCCCCCCCAGUCUUUUGUCAAGAUCUCUUUACUGGCACAUUGAACCUAAGGUGAGACUAUACUUACAGAUUCCUUAGUUGUGUAAGUGCAAAUCUUGUUAGAUUUCAAAUUUGUAGAUCUGUUUUUUUUCAAUUCUAUCACCUAGGGUUAAAGGAAAAUGUUGUUUUCCUUUGAAACAUGCUAAUCUUCUCAGGGCUUCUGUGUAAUUCCCUGGCACAGGCUGAGAACAAUGGUAAAGGCUGCCCCUUUUCAAAUAUGGAAUUUAAAAUGGCAGGUUGUGUAUUUGGUGCCAUGUUCUCUGGAAUACAACUCAGCCAGUGUUGUCAGCCUGACAGCACAAUGUGGAUUUGGUGUACUUUCAAAGUCUAUGUCCAAGCAUUUGGUGCUGUGUCUAUUUUUGCUUUGUCCAUUUGUUCAAACAAUUGAUGUUCCAUUGCCCCAGUUUUUACCCUCUAUUGAUCCCUGUCUUGUUGAUAUGAAGGAUUUGAGAAACGGGCCUGUUUUCACUGCUCCCACUUGUUCAAGUCUUCCAUGUUGAUGCAAUACAAAGAACAAGCAGUUUCCAUUGGCCUUAACUCUGAAUGGAGAUAUGCAAAUGUACAGGAGAUAUGGAUGACACUGGAAUUUUAUAAAUCCAAAAUAAAAAAAUUGAAUAA